CCCAUUAAAAGACAGAAACCUCCGGUUACGUCAAAAAAAAUUAGAUUGAUGAAACGAGCAAAUUUAAAUGACCUCUCCCUGAAUAUGGCUUCUGAAGAUUGGACUGCUGUAUAUUCAGCACUGGAUGUGGAUGAGAAAGUAUCAGCUUAUAACUCCAUUAUAAUCAAGAUGCUUGACGAGUUCUUACCCGAAAAAACCAUCAGAGUACAUCACUCUGAUAAACCGUGGAUCACUGGUAAUAUUAAAAUGCAAAUCAAAGCUCGUCAGAAAGCCUUUUCUCGUGGUGAUCAGCCAGGAUACAAACAACUCUGCGAGAAAGUGGCAAAUCUUAUAGCUAAAGCUAAAGCCACCUACUAUCGGUCCAAGGCCUCAAAAUUUCGUACGUCGAAUCAAUCGAAGUGGUAUAACUGUAUCUACUCUUUAGUAAAUGCCGAAAACACAACCCACACCCAAUUUCCACACAGGCCCGAAAACCUAGACUUAUCCGACUUAGCUGAAAAACUUCAGAAAGCCUUCACUAAACCAUGGUCGGACCGUUACACGAAUGUCGCCUUCGAAAUACCUGAAGUGAACCAUCCACAUAAGAAUAACAAACCACCUCUUCCUUCUAUUGGCCAAGUUAAAGCGGUCUUAAAACAUCUUAAUCCAAGAAAAGCAACUGGCAUUGAUAAGGUUCCUGCAUGGAUGCUCAAACAAUACCACGAAGACCUAGCUCCUGUGGUUUAUGACAUUGUGUGCUGUAGUAUAAGUCAAUGUUGUUAUCCAUCACUCUACAAACAUGCCCUACUUUCCCCUGUUCCUAAAGUGCAACCGCCGAGAGACAUUAACAAUGAUUUCCGCCAGAUAUCAGUCUUACCCCAUCUUGCCAAGAUCCUGGAAAAGAUCCAGCUCCAGUUAAAUAUUGAAGAUCUGAAAAUUAAGAAUAACCAGCACGCGUUUAUUCAACAUCGAAGCACAGUCUCUGCGUUAAUAUCAACUACCCAAACCUGGUUUAAUGCCACUGAUUGUUCAAAAACAGGCAAAAUGGGGGUUCAUGCGGCCUUCAUUGACUUUCGUAAGGCCUUCGACCUUGUGGAUCACAAUAUUCUUUUGAACAAAUUAGCAGCUAUGAACAUAAAUAAAACCCUUCUGGUUAUGGAUUAAAAGUUUCCUUUCCGGAAGAGUUCAACAAGUAAAUCUCAAUGGUACCUUAUCAUCCAUUGCAACAUGCCCGGCCGGAGUCCCGCAAGGCUCUGUAAUAUCUCCCAUUCUUUUUAAUACCUACAUUGAUGAUUUGGAGGACGUCUUACCAGAACAACUAAAAGUCAGUACGAAUAAGUAUGCAGAUGACUGCACACAACACCAAAUAGUGAGCGUAGAUUCUAAUAGUAAUUUACAAUAA
Messenger RNA from Paramuricea clavata, 1381 nucleotides. The record is from the annotation of a GenBank genome assembly. Lineage: Eukaryota; Metazoa; Cnidaria; Anthozoa; Malacalcyonacea; Plexauridae.